Prunus persica (peach) is the source of this 1184-nucleotide messenger RNA. RefSeq lists its product as uncharacterized. The coding region runs from base 78 to 821 and encodes 247 amino acids. Gene Ontology annotation, biological process: rRNA base methylation. Gene Ontology annotation, cellular component: cytoplasm. The record is from RefSeq and is a predicted model, not a curated record. NCBI's taxonomy places the organism in Eukaryota, Viridiplantae, Streptophyta, Magnoliopsida, Rosales, Rosaceae. Gene Ontology annotation, molecular function: rRNA (uridine-N3-)-methyltransferase activity. The transcript has 4 exons.
CUUCUCUUCUUUACCCAAAAAAGUAAAAAAGAAUUCUGAAUUCUCUUAGUUGGAGAGCGAGAGAGAAUCAAAUAAAAAUGGAAGCUUUCAGCUUUGAGAGGAAGAUUAAGCAUUACAGCAACUAUCAGAGGAUACUCCUUGUUGGAGAAGGAGACUUCUCUUUUUCUGUUUGCUUAGCCAGAGCUUUUGGCUUGGCUGUCAACAUGGUUGCCACUUCUCUUGACUCCAGAGAGUCUCUGAUGCUGAAGUACUCAAAAGCUUUGAGCAAUGUGAAAGAAUUAGAGGCAAGGGGAUGUAUAGUAUUGCAUGAGGUGGAUGUCCACAGCAUGAGCCAACACCCUUUCCUGAUUAGAUUACGCUUUGAUCGCAUAAUCUAUAAUUUUCCUCAUGCCGGUUACUUGCUUGGUCCCUUUUCUUCUGAACGCAACAGGUUCCAAAUUUGGUUUCAUCAGGAUUUGAUCAGGGGAUUCCUAAAAAAUGCACGCGAACUGCUGACCGCGAUAGGAGAAAUUCAUGUGACACACAAGACAACAUUUCCUUUCAGUGAAUGGAAAAUAGUGGAGUUAGCACAUGAGGUUGGGUUAUAUCUGGUUGAUGAAGAACCGUUCUCACUAUGGGAUUAUCCAGGUUAUGAAAAUAAGAGAGGAGAUGGGAUGUGUGAUCAAACUUUUCCGGUUGGAAUGUGUAGCACCUUCAAAUUUGCCAAGCUGUUCCACCAUUCUAGCCCUUCUUGUUUCCACCUUGGCAUUACUGCUUCGGGUCCAUGGUCUGGUUAUUCUGGAAUUAAUGGUCCUCACAUGGAAAGGCCAUUUUGCAUAUAAAGUGAUCUCUACUACUGGUGAGGAAUAGUAUCAACACAUAUUUUUUGUUUGAUAGGCAUGGGGUUUUUCAUUCAAGCAUGAGUCCCCUUGUUUAUAUUCCUAAAACUCGACAAACGUUCAACUCAUCAGCUUUAUUUUGAAUGUCAUGUCUUGUGCAUAAGAUCUUGACUUGGCUGUAUCUAGCUCUGUGUAUAGGAUUUCAGUUUUAAAUCAUGGACCAAGCUUGUAAGAUGAGCUCUUUUGUGGUGAAAUGUAGGAUGAUAUCAGUCAACUACUCUGUUGCUAUAUACCUCUUCUAAUGUUGACUUGCCCUUCUUCAUUCAGAAAGCCUUCACCUUUCCAUUGCUGGAUUAAUCUUGUGCU